AUAUUCCACGAACCUAGAAGUACUGAAACUUCUAUAAAAGGCAAAUGAUCAGUCAAAAAUCGUCAGUUCCCUCAAGGUCCCCAAAUAAUUACAUCGCAAUUUCCUGCUAGAGCCCUAAAUCCCAUUAACUUAAAAAUGCUAGGCAAAUUGUAUUUGGUUGUAAUGGCGAUUUUCACCUUGGCACAUUUGGGUCCGGUAAUUGGCGAUGGGGAUGCCUUAGUUCACAUAUUUGAGGAUUAUGACAAUUCCAACGUUAUUACCAGCCCAGAAGAUUUACCGUCAACAGUGUCCUCGCUAACAGCAGAUGUUAAUGACAAACGACUCCAGUAUUACCUCUGGAUGAAGCGUGCAGCCGAUGGUGCAAGAAGCGGAGGAAUGGGGCGCUCGAAGCAAUUACGCUAUCACCAUUGCUAUUUUAACCCAAUCAGUUGUUUCAAGAAGAGAGCUUAUGAAUCUUCAAAAAUCUCCGAUUCUUAUAUUGGAAGGUGGUAGCCGAGUUUUUUAAUAUAAAAAAAGGUAUUUUCUAUCAAAUGCCUUUCCAUAAAAUGAUGCCUCGCUGUUUCAAAUUGUUGACACUGAAAAUGAACAGCCAUGGCGAAGAAUUCUGUAUUUUGAUUUCGUAUAUAAUAUUACACAAUUAGCCUCUCAA
Daphnia pulex (common water flea) is the source of this 649-nucleotide messenger RNA. RefSeq lists its product as uncharacterized. Lineage: Eukaryota; Metazoa; Arthropoda; Branchiopoda; Diplostraca; Daphniidae. Bases 136 to 492 code for a protein of 118 amino acids. The transcript has 3 exons. The record is from RefSeq and is a predicted model, not a curated record.